This is a messenger RNA of Salvia miltiorrhiza (redroot sage), 1166 nucleotides long. RefSeq lists its product as uncharacterized. The coding region runs from base 126 to 893 and encodes 255 amino acids. Gene Ontology annotation, cellular component: mitochondrial matrix. NCBI's taxonomy places the organism in Eukaryota, Viridiplantae, Streptophyta, Magnoliopsida, Lamiales, Lamiaceae. The record is from RefSeq and is a predicted model, not a curated record. The transcript has 3 exons.
AGAAAAAAAUUAAUGCCAACCAUAUCCCAACAAAACCCUAGCAUCCUAAAACCCUCGAUAAAAGCCUCUGCUUCUCUCACUUCACAAAACCCUCAUUUCUCCUUCUCUCUCCAUCUCCACGAAAAAUGGCCCUAAACAACGUGAUACGCAGAGCUUCGAGAGUCGUACCUUUGGCCAUUAGGGCUUCCGCCGGAAGUCAGAGGUACCUGCACAACCACCGCCAAGGCGCAGCCGUUCUCGCCGCCGUCAAUCAACCUUCACGCAAUUUCUCACCGAGGGUAUUUUCGUCGGUCGCUGUCCACCAUUCCAACAAGCCCAAAUCGGACGAGUCGCUCCUCCGAGUUCUCAAGUCCGAGCUUACGUGUGCUAUCGAGAGUCAGACUGAAGAAGAGAUCGAGAUUCCGGAAGCCUUCCCCUUCCAAAUUGAAGACCAACCUGGACAGCAGACUAUAACACUGAUCAGAGAAUAUAAUGGAGAAAAGAUCAGUGUUGAAGUCCAAAUGCCUGAGCUUGCCGGAGAUGACGAGAAUGAAAAGGAAGACGAUGAUGAGGAUGAUCAGCAAGCGAUAACAGAAUCUCUUUUACCAAUAGUUGUUAAAAUCUCCAAGCCCAAUGCACCGAGCUUAGAGUUUUCUUGCACUGCUUCUGCUGACGAUAUUACUAUUGAUAGCUUGAGCAUCAAGGAUCCCGAGGUCUCUGAGGAUCAAAUAGCAUACGAGGGACCUGAUUUUGGGGAUUUGGAUGAGAAUCUGCAGAAAGCCUUCCACAAGUAUCUUGAAAUCAGAGGAAUCAAACCUAGCACGACAAAUUUCUUGCACGAGUACAUGAUGGACAAGGACAACAGGGAGUACGUCGGGUGGCUGGAGAACUUGAAGAAGUUCGUUGAGGCUUAAGCUUCAGAGAUUAGGAAAGGAGUAUGGAUUGGGAUUCAUUGCUGAACAAGUUAGCUGCAUGAAUUAUAUACUUCCCAUCUGAUUUUGCCCUCUUAAAGUUGCGGAUUCGCUUUAAACUUAUGAUUAGCCAGAACUAUACAUGUUGGCAUCGUUGAAGCUUAUGUUUUUGUGUCAAAAUGAUUUGAUAUUAGCUGAUGUGAUUGUGUUGAACGACUAAAUAAGUGCAUUUGGCAUAUUAGUCUAAAUGGAAAUAGCUUAUUUGAUUUUUUGUAA